Messenger RNA from Nicotiana attenuata, 856 nucleotides. RefSeq lists its product as uncharacterized. The coding region runs from base 26 to 673 and encodes 215 amino acids. The transcript has 2 exons. The record is from RefSeq and is a predicted model, not a curated record. Lineage: Eukaryota; Viridiplantae; Streptophyta; Magnoliopsida; Solanales; Solanaceae.
AUUAAAUCUCGAGGAAACUGGAAGAAUGGGUAGCUACACUGGGAAUUCAAUUAUUUGCAUGGGACCAGAAGAAGAAAUUGGGGCAGGGAUACAGGAAGAAAAGGCAGAAGAUGCUAUGGCCAUAAUCAAAGUGGGAAAAGUUCAGUCAAGGGUAGAACCUGGGCAACAUCAACAAUUGAGCCAACUCAAUGCGGAGAUUAAUGAUGAAGAUUGGCGAGUCGGAGAUGUUACUCCUAUCUCUGUUCAGCAUCACAAUUCACUCCCAAAUAAAGAGAUGAAUGCAACACUUUGGGUACAUCAGAAUUUAAUCAGAUUGAGUAAGAGGUUUGGGGUGGAUUUUCAGGGUCAUGAAGAAGAAACUUUGGAGCUUCUAUUGCAAAUUGAUAGUUGCAGACAAAUUAGAAGGAUGGAAUCAGAAUCAGAUAUCAAAAAGAAUAGAUUUAAAGGAUCACAGAUCAACUAUGGAAGAUAUUCAUUAAUCUCAGAGGUAUCUCAUGGACAAUGCCCUCUAAGAUCACUGAAGUGCUCACUAGUUGGGAUGAAGCUGGAACUGGAGCUAGAAGUAGAGAUAUAUGGAGGACUGUCCCUGCAUGUAUAUGGUGGACAAUCUGGAAGGAGAGGAACUCUAGAUGUUUUGAGGACAGCAGCAAUUCAAUGCAGAAGAUCGAAAUGAAUUGUGUCCUACUUUUUUAUUUUUGGUGUAAACAAAGUGGCCAUAAAAUACUGUAUCAAUCCUAGCAGUUCUAGAAUACUGCUAGGACUAUAGCUCAGUAGUCCUUCCUUUUGUUUUCUUGUAAAUAUGGUUUCAGUACAACCUAUGUACUGUUAUAUAAAUACACACAAAUGUUACCUUCUC